AUGUGUCUCUCGGCAGGGCUCGAGGGCGCAGAGCGCGGCUACUCGCCUCCCUCCUCCUCCUCCUCCUCCUCCUCCUCCUCCUCCGGCGACCGCUGCAGGCUGCGGCUGGCGCUGGCGCUGGCGUGCGUCGCCCUCGUCGUCUCGCUGGCGAUGCUGGCCAUGACCGCGCUGAAGCGCCAGGAGCCGCUGCCCGCGCCGCUGGCCUCGGAUGCGCGGAAUCCGCCUCAGGCGUAUGCACAGCUGGUCUUGAAGCUUAAUGGAAACUCUCAGCUUACGAAUCGCAGGACACUGGAUUGGUAUGACAGCACUUCAGUGCAAGGUGUGUACCUUGACUCAAUGUUUGAAUACAGCUCCCAGGGGCUAACUGUUAAGCAUCCGGGCAGGUAUUGUAUCUUUGCCCAGCUGACUGUGAAACGCUUAGAGUCGAUCUCCAAGCAAGUGGAAGUGAGCCUCAUCAUCCAUCGAAAAAAUGCCAUGCAUUCUUCUCAAGUUCUCAUCAUCCCUCUGGAUCUGUCAGCAAAUUCAAGUUCUCUGAUCGAAAAAUUUAGUGCAGUGUCUUCUCAGCUGGCAAAUAACGACACGCUCUCUGUGAUGCUAAUGGUAAGUGAAAGCUUGAAUUCUGCAUGGACCCUUCAUCAGAAUGGUAACUUCUUUGGGCUCUUUGAGAUGAAAGACCUAGCUCAGAAGUGACAUGACUUGAAAACCAUGCCAGAGCUAUGCUGGAAAUGGACUUGGUGCUCAAGAGUUGCAGGACAUCAGAGGAUUCCUCCAGUCCAGAAGUCACAGCUUUAGCUGAAGAGAUGAUUCUGCAGAUUAGAGAUUUGGCUGAAUUAGCACCAGGGCUUCCAUGUGAAACAGCAUGGUCUGUUCAGAGCGGAAUACAUGGAUCUGCCCGGGAACCUGCCUGAAUGGACAUGAAUGGCAUCCACAUUGCACUGUGGACCAAUCUUGCUGUGGGACUGGAGAGAACCCUGGACAAGGCAAGCUUUUAGAGGCUGCCUUUCAGAUCUGCCUUUGAGAACAAGGUUGGACUAAAUGACCUUGGAAGACUGGUGACUCUUCCUAUUUUGUAUCCAAUUUGAUUGCAGUUAGAAACUAAACUCAGACAUGUAAGAAAAUGUACAGGCAGAACAUCCUAAAGAAUUGCACCCUGCCCAAGAGCAGGGCAGGACUAGCAUGCCCCCACACCGCAUUCUUUACCCUGCUUCUUGACAUCUUACUGCCCUGCCCUGAUCUGCCCACAUGCCCUUUCUACCCAGUUGAGGGCUCUAAGUGUCGUGGCUGCAGCUGGUGCAACUGGCACAUGGGCUGAGUGGCUCAUCCGAGUGUGGGGUGUCCUCCGUCCAGGAUGCCUCCGGCAAACGAUUCCCUUCCUGCUGCCUUCAUGCAGUGUGGGCUUCUGAGCACCCACAAAGCCUUGAUAUAUUGUCAGUGUACAGCAGGCUCACCCUACCGUUUUUUGCAUCUUAUGUCCAGACUCCAAAGACCUAACUGAGAUUCAGAGGAAAGGCUUGGGCUGGACCAGCGGAAGCCUCCCCCUUUCUUCUCCUGAACAGCUGAUAUCAACCCCCACUCUCCAUGCACAAAUUGCUCUGAAACUCUCCUCAGCUCCUCUCCCAUUCCCCAGACCCCACACACAGGACCUAGAAAGUAGUCGCACUCCCGAUGUAGCCCAGCUCCUCCUCAAAAGUUCAUAUAUGGGGAAAACUAUAUUUAAAUUAAUUAUAAUAAGAGAUUGUGUUAUAGUGACCUAUUUAAUACUUGCAUUUUAUUUAAUAUAUAAAUUACUGGUACACUUCAGUUUUUCUUACACCAUUUCAGGUGAAUGUGCAUGCAUUAUUUGCAUGUCUACAGUUUAAUGUGGAGGCGGGGGGGCUCUGCUUCCAAUCUGGCCAUUACUCUUUUCUCCAAAGCCUCGCUAUUUAUGAGUCUCUCCCAUUAUCCUUGUGGCAGCAUCACCCUUAAACUGUAAACACACACAACUCUCAGGUACACAAGUGAAAUAGACUGUCACUGGCAAACCAGAAAAUUACAGGAAACUCUCUAAGUUGCAUCCAGACAAGUUAGAUUUCAGUGGGAACCAAGUGUAACUAAUGUAGUGUGGAUCCAACCUUCUGUAUUUAAGGGCUCUGCUACUUAUUUGUCUUGAUUUUUGGCAAGACUAAGACAGUGACUUCAGCCUCAAUGCACAAGUUCAGACUGAACAGCCUCCUUUUUGUUGGAGUUUGUGCAAAAGCACAUAAGAGCCUUGUUUUCUACAUUGGGGUGGGCAGAAGGUAGCUCUCCAGCUGUUUAUGGCCUCAACUAGGGAUGUGGGACACUGGAAAACUUGAUGAACUUUUGACACACUUCUGACCCAGGAGCCAAAGGAGGACUGAGUCAGGUUUUGGGCUUCUGCAAAAUUCCUUGACAUAUUCAUACAUGCCUGGAGCAGAGAACCGUAUGUGUAACAUAGCUCACUCAAAUUGCAUAAAUUAUGCAACUUGGACCCAUCUUCUUAGAUGUGGGUUGCUGCUGCUUUGGUUUAACAUGAGUGCUAUGGAAGCAUCCUCCUCUCACUGCAUGUGCCUGCACUCCAUUUGGACUACCGGUUAAUACCAGACCUAUGCAAAAGACAGGUCUCCAUUCUGCAGUUUGUGCAAAUUUGCACAAAUUACAGGGCGUAGGCCUGAAUUCUGGACCAACUUUCCUGCCUGUGUGUUUGUGUGUGUGCGCGCACACGUGCACGCACACACAAACACACACAUUGUGGCCCAUUAAAAAAAAUGGAAUUCCACAUGCUGCCUGGAUUUGCAUCAGCACAGGGUGGAUGGACCAGAAUCUGUGGGCCAAGUUCAGAAAAUCUAUGGGGUUUUCAUCCCCGCCAUCAGAUUCUCCACAUAUCCCUAACUUCAGCUCCCAGAAGUCUCUGCCAGCAUGGCUGUGUUGGAAGCUGACUUCAAGAGCAGCUGGUGAUCUACUUUUCGCCUAUUGCUGAGCUAUGUUAUUGGCCUGAUAACAUACUUUAAGUACCUUUUCCUCACACAGAUGCAAAUGCUCUUUGACAUAUGCAGUUAAAUAUAUGCUAGAGUGUCAUGAGUUUCUGUUGCGACAUCAUCAGCCAAGCCUGCAUUGCCUGCCGUCCUGUGGCAGACGUCUUGGACCUUUUGUCAACUUGGCAUGCCAAAGUGGAUGUCAUAGGCUCUGUGGCCCUGUGGAAUGCCAAGCUGUGAAGAAACGGGUGCAAGUAGGCUUGACCUUGCUUUGCCAUAGAUGCAAGCAAGCUGAUUUUAAUGCCUCUGCCAUGUCAGAGAGUCUUUGGGCUGUUGGGUAAAAGUGAAAAGAACAAAAUAAAAAAUAUCCUUUGCCAAGGCUGGCCACUCCAAAAGUGUUGGGCUGCAGCUCCCUUAAUCCAUGGCCAGUGCAGACUAUGGAUUACGGGAGUCAUGCAUCAACACUUCUGGAGUGUGCUGGGUUGGGGAAUAGUGAGUUGUACCACCAGGUUUUUCAGGGUUGUAGUACCAACCCUAAGGAAUGCAAAAUCGGGUUAGACAUACUACACCCAGGUCCUGAGUGUCUGAUGCUUUAAUGCAUGUCCUGUUCGAUCUGUAGAGUGGUAGCAUUGCACGUGGCUUUAGGUCAUUCUUUUACCAGAGAUGUGGCCACUGUCUGUUAUAAAUAAGUGAAUAAAUGGUUGGAUUGUAAAGACAAUUCAAGGUGCUGUUUUUUAUUUUUUUAAGUCACUUGUGACUGCAUAGCAAUUGUCAUUAUUCAGAUUUAUUUAUGGUAAAGAAAAUAAUGAAAAAGAUGUAUAUUUUCAUAUGUAUCUCUUGUGAAUUGAAUAGAUAAAUGAUUUUAUAAUUGC
This is a messenger RNA of Varanus komodoensis (Komodo dragon), 3844 nucleotides long. RefSeq lists its product as uncharacterized. Gene Ontology annotation, biological process: immune response; positive regulation of cytotoxic T cell differentiation; positive regulation of activated T cell proliferation. The transcript is spliced from 3 exons. NCBI's taxonomy places the organism in Eukaryota, Metazoa, Chordata, Lepidosauria, Squamata, Varanidae. Gene Ontology annotation, molecular function: tumor necrosis factor receptor binding. Gene Ontology annotation, cellular component: plasma membrane. The coding region runs from base 1 to 690 and encodes 229 amino acids. The record is from RefSeq and is a predicted model, not a curated record.